This is a messenger RNA of Durusdinium trenchii, 531 nucleotides long. The record is from the annotation of a GenBank genome assembly. NCBI's taxonomy places the organism in Eukaryota, Dinophyceae, Suessiales, Symbiodiniaceae.
AUGGGCGCGGCCCUUCUGAGGGAGGAGACCGAAGCCAAGCCCGUUCGGAGCCGUCGCAGUUUGCCGUCCCUACCCGAAGCUGCUCUGGUGCCGGCUCCGUCCGGCUUGGCGCCUUUGGCUGCCUACUUCAGCUGCUCUUACCUGAAAGGCGAAGCGUUCGGAGAUGGUUCCUAUGUGACAAUCCUCGAAGAGGUAUGUCAGCACUCAGUCGAACGUUUUGUUGAAUUCUUCGAUCACCAGCCCAGCCAUACCCGGGUCUGGUCAGAGGUGUUGGACUUGCGGCUCGCGCAACCGAACAUGGCUGCUAUGGUGCUUUUUCACUACACCACCAGGGAUGGACUUUGGAGCCUCUUGGACUAUCAGCAGCCCAUCGGCGAGGCCACGGUCUCGUUGGUGGACUCCUUAGCAUGGUUGGACCUGCUUGCGGCCAAAGCGGCUGGACAGGCCCUGCGGAGUUGCGCCGGAGGUGCGCUGCCUCGAAGCCUCGCCGAGAAUCGCUGUCCCCGCGGUGUCAACGCGAUGUCCCGCUGA